Penicillium canescens is the source of this 495-nucleotide messenger RNA. RefSeq lists its product as uncharacterized. The record is from RefSeq and is a predicted model, not a curated record. Lineage: Eukaryota; Fungi; Ascomycota; Eurotiomycetes; Eurotiales; Aspergillaceae. Bases 1 to 495 code for a protein of 164 amino acids. The transcript is spliced from 2 exons. Gene Ontology annotation, molecular function: hydrolase activity, acting on glycosyl bonds.
AUGACUCUCUCAGCAUGCAACGUUGUGUCGAAUCCCUCUUUUGAAACUGGCAUCCUGAACCCGUGGCAUGCAUCUGCUGUGGACGUCGCCAAGAUAAGCAAUGGAACAACUGCAUACAGUGGGGACUAUUUUCUUAAUCUUCAAACCGCAGUGGGAAAUCGUGGCAACACAAUUUCGCAGUCCCUCAAAGACCUUAAGCCGCGCUCAAAAUAUGAUUUUAGUGUUCAGGUACAGAUGCCAUCGCCUUCUGGUUCGUCGUACUGCUCCGUGUAUGUCUACGCGGGCCGAAAUGCCACGGUCGGCGCAAUUGCCUCGGCACAGCUGUUCAGUUUUGGAGAAUGGACGGAGGUUAGGGGGAGCUAUGUUGCCAGGAAGGAUCAUGACAUUUUGAACAUUGUGGCUGCUUGUGGCUCGGAGGAUUCUUCGGUUACUGGAAAUAUUCUGAUUGAUAAUAUUAGCUUGACAUCUGGGCAGUGUGGAUGGGCUUCUGACUAG